AUGACAAGAAUCGGGAUAAAAGAGCUAGGAGUCAGUGAGCUUAAAUGGAUAGGAAUGGGACACUUUGAUUCAAAUGACUUUAGGAUCUUCUAUUCUGGACAUGAUAAAUUAAGAAAAAAUGGAGUGGCUCUAAUUGUAAAAAAGAAUUUAAAUUUAGUAAAUUUUAUUUUGGGUUAUAAACCAGUUAGUGACAGAAUCAUAGUCUUGAGGAUGCAGGGAAAACCAGUCAAUCUGUCAAUCAUUCAAGUUUAUGCUCCUACUACAGAAGCAACAGAAGAAGAAAUUGAAGGGUUUUAUGAAAAACUUCAAGAAACAGUUAAUAAUUUACCAAAAAAAGAUGCACUCUUUAUUCUUAGUGACUGGAAUGCAAAAGUAGGAAAAGAAGAGACUCCAGGACAUGUUGGAAGAUAUGGUCUUAAGAAAAUAAAUGAUGCUGGAAUACGACUAGUGGAAUUCUGCAUUUCAAAUAAACUAUUUAUUGCAAAUACAUAUUUCCAAGUACAUAAACGAAGACUGUAUACAUGGACAUCACCAGAUGGAAAUUUUAAAAAUCAGAUUGAUUAUAUAAUAGGUAGCAAGAGAUGGAGGAAUGCAAUCAAAUCAGCAUGUACCAGACCGGGUGCUGACUGUGGGACUGNCAUUCAAAACUGA
Messenger RNA from Centruroides sculpturatus (bark scorpion), 651 nucleotides. RefSeq names its product craniofacial development protein 2-like. The record is from RefSeq and is a predicted model, not a curated record. The transcript has 2 exons. NCBI's taxonomy places the organism in Eukaryota, Metazoa, Arthropoda, Arachnida, Scorpiones, Buthidae. Bases 1 to 651 code for a protein of 216 amino acids. Gene Ontology annotation, molecular function: catalytic activity.